AUGGACCCACGAAAUCUUGAAAAACAACGCGAGCCAGAGGAGCCACGCUUCCUCAACUUUCCACAUCUCCCUGAUGAUGCAAUGAGGGAUGGAAAGCCUGCAUUGAACAAAUACUCAUCUACUCUCACUACCGGCCACAAUUUUCCAGGAGCUCAGGCUAUGCUCUAUGCAGCCGGCGUGCCAUCGAGAGAAGCGAUGAAGACGCAACCUCAUGUAGGAAUUGCGAGUGUGUGGUGGGAAGGAAACCCAUGCAACAUGCAUUUGUUGGAUCUCGGAAAAGAGAUCAAGAAACAUGUCCUGAACGACCAAAUGCUCGCAUGGCAAUAUAACACUAUUGGAGUAUCAGACGGUAUCACCAUGGGCGGAGAAGGGAUGCGAUUUUCACUUCAAACCCGCGAAAUUAUAGCAGACAGCAUCGAAACAGUGACUUGUGCCCAGCAUCACGACGCCUGCAUCGCGAUUCCAGGGUGUGACAAGAAUAUGCCUGGUGUGAUCAUGGCCUUUGCUCGACACAACCGCCCAUCUCUCAUGGUGUAUGGCGGCUCGAUCAUGCCAGGCUACUCCAAGACGUUGAAAAAGCCCAUCAACAUCUCAACUUGCUACGAGAGCCAUGGCGCCUACAUCUACAAGAACCUCAAGAGCGCCGAAGACGGCAAGUUUUCGCCAGAUGAGAUCAUGGAAGAUAUUGAGAGGAAUGCGUGUCCAGGAGCUGGAGCGUGCGGUGGCAUGUAUACUGCGAAUACGAUGUCUACCUCCAUUGAAGCAAUGGGACUCACUCUGCCCAACUCAUCGACGACUCCUGCAGAGUCACCCGCGAAAAUGCGAGAAUGCGCCAAAGCGGCGGCCGCGAUCCGCGUCUGCAUGGAGAAGAACAUUACACCCCGCAAACUGCUCACUAAAGCUAGCUUUGAAAACGCACUCGUUAUGAUGAUGGUUUUAGGCGGUUCUACAAACGCCGUCCUGCAUCUCCUCGCCAUGGCAGGAACAGCCGGCGUCCCAUUAACGCUCGAUGAUUUCCAGCGCGUAUCCAACAAGAUCCCAUUCCUCGCCGACCUCGCUCCAUCAGGGAAGUACUUCGCCGCCGACCUCUUUGAUAUUGGCGGUAUGCCGAGUGUAAUGAAACUGCUCGUCGCGGCUGGUCUGCUCGACGGCUCCAUCCCUACCGUAACAGGCAAAACACUAGCAGAGAACAUUGAACCCUACCCCUCUCUCCCACAGGACCAAACCCUCAUCCGCUCCUUGGACAACCCUAUCAAGGCCACAGGUCACAUUGAGAUUCUGCGCGGUAACCUCGCGCCCGCGGGCGCUGUUGCAAAAAUCACCGGAAAAGAGGGCCUAGUCUUCAGAGGCAAAGCAAUGGUCUUCAACAAAGAGCAUGGCCUCGACACUGCCCUGAACGAUGGAAAGAUUCCCCGAGGCGAAAACAUCGUCAUCGUCGUGCGCUACGAAGGACCCAAGGGCGGGCCAGGCAUGCCCGAACAACUCAAAGCCAGCGCUGCGAUAAUGGGUGCUGGACUUACUAACGUCGCUCUGAUUACCGAUGGGAGGUACUCUGGUGCCAGCCACGGAUUCAUUGUCGGGCACAUGUGUCCUGAAGCCGCGGUUGGUGGGCCGAUUGCCGUGGUGCAGAAUGGUGAUGUGAUCACGAUUGAUGCGGAGAAGAAUCGCAUCGAUAUGGAUGUCAGCACCGAGGAGAUUGCGAGGAGACUGAGUGGGUGGAAGGCACCUAGUAUGCCGGUGACGCGAGGUGUACUGGCCAAAUAUGCGAGAUUGGUUGGGGAUGCGAGCCACGGGGCUAUGACGGACUUGUUCUGA
Messenger RNA from Cucurbitaria berberidis CBS 394.84, 1815 nucleotides. Its product is annotated as dihydroxy-acid dehydratase-like protein. NCBI's taxonomy places the organism in Eukaryota, Fungi, Ascomycota, Dothideomycetes, Pleosporales, Cucurbitariaceae. The coding region runs from base 1 to 1815 and encodes 604 amino acids. Gene Ontology annotation, molecular function: dihydroxy-acid dehydratase activity. Gene Ontology annotation, biological process: branched-chain amino acid biosynthetic process. The record is from RefSeq and is a predicted model, not a curated record. The transcript has 6 exons. Gene Ontology annotation, cellular component: mitochondrion.